UUUUAAUUUUUAUGUAUAAUAAGACAUUGUUUGUGGUCAAUUGAGAAAAGUCGUAUUGUCUAAAAGCGUGGUAUUAAUGUUGAAUAAAAAUGUUUAGUAAUUGCAAACGUAAAUAUGUAAAAAUAACAAAAGAUUUGCAGGUGUUUUGUUUAAAUUUUUUCGUUCACAUUUCGGUCGUUAUAUGUUAAGAAAAAUAUCCCCGCUCGCUCCAACAACAAGUACCAACACCUCUGACAACCACAACAACAGCAGCAACAACACCAACUUCUUUAACGAAAUAACGAAAAAAGACAAGAAGAAAGAAAAUCCACAAACAAAAGAAUCAAUCGUCGUAAUUUAAGCAAUAAAACACACAAAAAGUAUCAAUUAUUUUAGUAAACCGCAUAAACAUUUUUGUAGCAUUUAUUUUAAGUCUACCUUGAUUAGAAUAAUUUUAUGUAAAGGAUAGUUAGGAUAAAAAGGCAAAGAACAAAAAAAACAUUUUUAUUUAAAAUAAGUGAAAAAGUGCAAGUGUUUUGACAAACGAACAAAGAGUGAAAAAUAUUAAAUAGAAAACGUGAAGAGGGCUCAAAAUAAGGAUAAAGCAUUAUUGAAAUUUAUAUAUUACAAAAGAAAAAAAAAAAACAAGAAUAACAACAUCAACCAAUAAAAGUGCAGUGGAGUGGGGAGGCAGUCAGGCAGGAAGGCAGACAGUUGUUUUAGCCGUCAUCGAACACCAGAAUAUCAACUACUUCACCUACUAGCGACAACAUUAUUAACGAGCAGUAGUCACAACAACUACAACAACGUUUGCAAUGCGUGAAUUCAAAGUUGUCGUUCUGGGGUCUGGAGGUGUGGGCAAGUCUGCUCUAACAGUGCAAUUUGUAUCUGGAUGUUUUAUUGAAAAGUAUGAUCCCACAAUCGAAGACUUUUAUCGCAAAGAAAUUGAGGUUGACAAUUCGCCAUGCGUUUUGGAAAUACUUGAUACCGCCGGUACAGAACAAUUUGCUUCAAUGCGAGAUUUGUAUAUAAAAAAUGGUCAUGGUUUUAUUGUGAUGUAUUCCCUAACAAAUCAUCAAACAUUUCAGGUAAGUAGGUCCUGUAUGAUCUAUCAUAUUUUGGAGAGUUUUGAAAAACUAUUUAAAGCGAUGAGAUUAAAUGACAGACUAUCUUCCAACCACUUGGGGGGUGUGUCCGGUAUUCACGUAAAGCGUCACCGGCCGGAAAGAAGCGAGAAAAAGGGAAAACAUAGGGAGCAGAUGACGGCCGCAGCCUGGUAGGUGUGAAGAAUCAGUGCGAAUGUUUUAAAUUCAAAUUUUUGCCUUCCAUUAUUACAUGUUAUAACGGUACGGUUACAUGUUACACGGUACGAUAUGUUUCUUUUCAUAUUAUGGUUUUAAAAAAUUUUAUGGCGUCGCAAACGUAACUGUAUUAGCUGAAAACAAAAAAAAUUUUAUAUACUUUGUGUGACUUAUG
This is a messenger RNA of Glossina fuscipes, 1455 nucleotides long. RefSeq names its product ras-related protein Rap-2c (gene Rap2l). Gene Ontology annotation, biological process: Rap protein signal transduction; negative regulation of cell migration. Lineage: Eukaryota; Metazoa; Arthropoda; Insecta; Diptera; Glossinidae. Gene Ontology annotation, molecular function: GDP binding; GTPase activity; GTP binding. The record is from RefSeq and is a predicted model, not a curated record. The coding region runs from base 795 to 1259 and encodes 154 amino acids. The transcript is spliced from 2 exons. Gene Ontology annotation, cellular component: plasma membrane.